AAACCGGUAUCUUUAUAAACAUUAAAUGAAUUACUAAAUGAUUCUGGCAUUAAAGAUUGUAAAUCAAUGACCCGUUGUAAUCCGAGAUAAGCACAAAGUUCAUAGUUAUGUUACAGCUACUAUCUUAUGAUUUCUGAAUACAAGAACAUUAUACUGGCUCAGAUAACAUUCAGUGCUUCUGCUUUUAAGUUUAUUUUUGAAUAUUAAUAAUGUUUCGACAUGUAUUGCUGCGUAGAAAUCCAGUAAAGAUAUCAUUAAAUUAUUUGAGAAGGGAAGCAUCUAAUUCAUCCUCAUCUCAGGGAUCCAAUAGUGGACAUGAACAGGAGGAUAAUACAAAAGAUAAGUUACCUCAGAAUGAAAAUCCAAUUAAUCGUACCCUUCGUGUACUUAAACAAGAUGUAAAGUCAUUUAAGGAUAUAUUGUCAUUCUGGCAAGAUGAAAAACCAGAAGAUACAAUGGCACGUUACAAAAAGCUAAAAGAGUUUCCAAAUCAUGUUGAUAUAGUUAUUAUUGGUGGAGGAGCUAUUGGAAGUUCUAUAGCUUACUGGCUAAAAAGCACAGCACAGAAGGGUCUACAAGUAGCUGUGGUGGAAAAGGAUCCUACAUAUAGCAAAGCAUCAUCAGUUCUAUCUGUUGGUGGUUUACGUCAACAAUUUUCUUUAGAGGAGAAUAUUCAGAUGUCCUUGUUUGGUUCUGAAUUCCUUCGUAACAUUAAUGAUUAUCUUGGUGUUGAGGGAUUUGCUGAUGUGGAUGUGCAGUUCCAACCCCAUGGUUACCUCUUCCUGGCAUCCGAGGCUGGUGCAGAGACUCUCCAAACAAACUCAAAACUCCAAAAUUCACUUGGUGCACGAAAUGUUAUUUUAUCACCUCAAAUGCUACGUGAUAAAUUCCCAUGGAUAAAUACAGAGGGCAUAGCACUAGGGUGCCUCGGAUUAGAAAAAGAAGGCUGGUUCGAUCCAUGGUCAUUACUAUUUGGAUUCAAGAGGAAAGCCCUUUCUCUUGGAGUGGAUUACAUUGACGGUGAAGCUGUCGAUUUUAUAUUCGUCAACAAAACACAAGUUGUUUCAGACGACCCUUUUUUUAGCACUCCACAAGAACUCGUAGUUCGACUGCCAAACGGAACAAUGAACACAAUUAGUUUCUCUAUUGCAAUAAUUGCAGCAGGGGCUUUCAGCAACAAUAUUGCUAGAAAGGCUAACAUAGGCACUGGAAAGGGACUUCUCAGCGUACCACUUCCAGUAGAACCAAGAAAAAGAUACGUAUAUUGUUUUCACUCUCCUGAUGGCCCAGGAUUGAAUACGCCGUUAACAAUCGAUCCAAGUGAUACUUACUUUAGAAGAGAAGGUCUUGGUGGCUGUUACAUAUGUGGCCGUUCACCAGAAUUUGCAGAAGAGGAGCCAUCCAUAGAUAAUUUAGAUGUGGACCACAAAUUUUUCGAAGAAAAAAUCUGGCCCAUAUUGGCGCAGAGAGUUAAAUCUUUUGAAAAUUUAAAGGUGGUCAGUUCCUGGGCUGGCUAUUACGAAUUCAAUACUUUCGAUGAAAAUGGAAUAAUUGGAAUGCAUCCACGUCACAAUAAUAUAUGCUUUGCAACGGGAUUUAGUGGUCAUGGAAUUCAGCAAGCACCAGCAGUGGGACGAGCAAUCAUGGAACUUAUCGUAUACAGCGAAUUUAGGACCAUAAAUUUAUCAAAAAUGGGCUUUGAUCGAUUUAUCAAUAUAGAACCUAUAAGAGAAACAAAUAUAGUUUAGUGCAUUAGUGUUGCUCUUUUCUUUUUUGUGAACGAUAUCCGUUUCCUUUUAAUUAGGCCAGCUAAAUGGACAUUAAUAUACAAUUGUUAGAAAGUGACUAUUUUGAAUUUAAAUGUACAAGUUUUACAAUGAGUGAAAGAACAUUACAACUGAUGUGAACAUAAUUGUACAUAAAUAGAAGAAGAUCAAAUUUA
Molecule: messenger RNA, 1942 nt
Organism: Cephus cinctus (wheat stem sawfly)
Lineage: Eukaryota; Metazoa; Arthropoda; Insecta; Hymenoptera; Cephidae
Product: FAD-dependent oxidoreductase domain-containing protein 1
Exons: 7
Coding region: 210-1748 (512 amino acids)
Cellular component (GO): cytoplasm
Molecular function (GO): oxidoreductase activity
Source: RefSeq, a predicted model, not a curated record